AUGCAGGGCAAAGAGCUCGACCGGCAACCAUCCUGCGCUCACUCGCUCCCCCCGCGCGCACUCGCUCCCCCAGCGCGCAUUCGCUGCACGCGCACACUCGAUCCCCCCGACUCGCUCCCUCCGCGCGCACUCGCUCCCUCCAUGCGCGCUCGCGCCCCCAGCGCGGAUUCGCUUCCCCCGCGCGCACUCGCUGCCUCCGCGCGCACUCGCCCCCCCCCCGCGCGCACUCGCUCCCCCCGCGCGCACUCGAUCCCCCCGCGCUCGCUCGCUCCCCCCGCGCGCACUCGCUCCCUCCGCACGCACUCGCUCCCCCAGCGCGCAUUCGCUCCCCCCGCGCUCACCCGAUCCCCCCGCGCGCAACCAUCCACCCUUGUCACACUUCCUCCUCUCCCAUUUCCCCCCUCCCUCUCCUCACUCCCGCAAUCCCUCCCACCCUCCCUCACCCCUCACUCGCCCCUGCCUGCCCCAUGGCUCUCCCCAUCCCUUGGUGCGCAACUCACAGGGGCGGAGGUGGAACAUAAUCUUCUCCGUCUUCGAGCUGUACCAGAUCAAGGUGCGCCCCCCCCCUGCCCUGCUGCCUCCGCUGCCUCUGCUCCCUCUGCCCACUCUGCUGCCUCUGCUCCCUCUGCCCACUCUGCUGCCUCUGCUCCCUCUGCCCACUCUGCUGCCUCUGCUCCCUCUGCCCACUCUGCUGCCUCUGCUCCCUCUGCCCACUCCGCUGCCUCUGCUCCCUCUGCCCACUCUGCUGCCUCUGCUCCCUCUGCCCACUCUGCUGCCUCUGCUCCCUCUGCCCACUCCGCUGCCUCUGCUCCCUCUGCCCACUCCGCUGCCUCUGCUCCCUCUGCCCACUCUGCUGCCUCUGCUCCCUCUGCCCGCUCUGCUGCCUCUGCUCCCUCUGCCCACUCUGCUGCCUCUGCUCCCUCUGCCCACUCUGCUGCCUCUGCUCCCUCUGCCCACUCCGCUGCCUCUGCUCCCUCUGCCCACUCCGCUGCCUCUGCUCCCUCUGCCCACUCCGCUGCCUCUGCUCCCUCUGCCCACUCCGCUGCCUCUGCUCCCUCUGCCCACUCUGCUGCCUCUGCUCCCUCUGCCCACUCCGCUGCCUCUGCUCCCUCUGCCCACUCUGCUGCCUCUGCUCCCUCUGCCCACUCCGCUGCCUCUGCUCCCUCUGCCCACUCCGCUGCCUCUGCUCCCUCUGCCCACUCCGCUGCCUCUGCUCCCUCUGCCCACUCCGCUGCCUCUGCUCCCUCUGCCCACUCUGCUGCCUCUGCUCCCUCUGCCCACUCUGCUGCCUCUGCUCCCUCUGCCCACUCCGCUGCCUCUGCUCCCUCUGCCCACUCCGCUGCCUCUGCUCCCUCUGCCCACUCUGCUGCCUCUGCUCCCUCUGCCCACUCCGCUGCCUCUGCUCCCUCUGCCCACUCCGCUGCCUCUGCUCCCUCUGCCCACUCUGCUGCCUCUGCUCCCUCUGCCCACUCUGCUGCCUCUGCUCCCUCUGCCCACUCUGCUGCCUCUGCUCCCUCUGCCCACUCCGCUGCCUCUGCUCCCUCUGCCCACUCUGCUGCCUCUGCUCCCUCUGCCCACUCCGCUGCCUCUGCUCCCUCUGCCCACUCUGCUGCCUCUGCUCCCUCUGCCCACUCCGCUGCCUCUGCUCCCUCUGCCCACUCUGCUGCCUCUGCUCCCUCUGCCCACUCCGCUGCCUCUGCUCCCUCUGCCCACUCUGCUGCCUCUGCUCCCUCUGCCCACUCCGCUGCCUCUGCUCCCUCUGCCCACUCCGCUGCCUCUGCUCCCUCUGCCCACUCUGCUGCCUCUGCUCCCUCUGCCCACUCUGCUGCCUCUGCUCCCUCUGCCCACUCCGCUGCCUCUGCUCCCUCUGCCCACUCCGCUGCCUCUGCUCCCUCUGCCCACUCUGCUGCCUCUGCUCCCUCUGCCCACUCUGCUGCCUCUGCUCCCUCUGCCCACUCUGCUGCCUCUGCUCCCUCUGCCCACUCUGCUGCCUCUGCUCCCUCUGCCCACUCCGCUGCCUCUGCUCCCUCUGCCCACUCCGCUGCCUCUGCUCCCUCUGCCCACUCCGCUGCCUCUGCUCCCUCUGCCCACUCUGCUGCCUCUGCUCCCUCUGCCCACUCCGCUGCCUCUGCUCCCUCUGCCCACUCCGCUGCCUCUGCUCCCUCUGCCCACUCUGCUGCCUCUGCUCCCUCUGCCCACUCUGCUGCCUCUGCUCCCUCUGCCCACUCCGCUGCCUCUGCUCCCUCUGCCCACUCCGCUGCCUCUGCUCCCUCUGCCCACUCCGCUGCCUCUGCUCCCUCUGCCCACUCUGCUGCCUCUGCUCCCUCUGCCCACUCCGCUGCCUCUGCUCCCUCUGCCCACUCUGCUGCCUCUGCUCCCUCUGCCCACUCCGCUGCCUCUGCUCCCUCUGCCCACUCUGCUGCCUCUGCUCCCUCUGCCCACUCCGCUGCCUCUGCUCCCUCUGCCCACUCUGCUGCCUCUGCUCCCUCUGCCCACUCCGCUGCCUCUGCUCCCUCUGCCCACUCUGCUGCCUCUGCUCCCUCUGCCCACUCCGCUGCCUCUGCUCCCUCUGCCCACUCCGCUGCCUCUGCUCCCUCUGCCCACUCUGCUGCCUCUGCUCCCUCUGCCCACUCUGCUGCCUCUGCUCCCUCUGCCCACUCUGCUGCCUCUGCUCCCUCUGCCCACUCCGCUGCCUCUGCUCCCUCUGCCCACUCUGCUGCCUCUGCUCCCUCUGCCCACUCUGCUGCCUCUGCUCCCUCUGCCCACUCUGCUGCCUCUGCUCCCUCUGCCCACUCUGCUGCCUCUGCUCCCUCUGCCCACUCUGCUGCCUCUGCUCCCUCUGCCCACUCUGCUGCCUCUGCUCCCUCUGCCCACUCUGCUGCCUCUGCUCCCUCUGCCCACUCCGCUGCCUCUGCUCCCUCUGCCCACUCUGCUGCCUCUGCUCCCUCUGCCCACUCCGCUGCCUCUGCUCCCUCUGCCCACUCUGCUGCCUCUGCUCCCUCUGCCCACUCCGCUGCCUCUGCUCCCUCUGCCCACUCUGCUGCCUCUGCUCCCUCUGCCCACUCCGCUGCCUCUGCUCCCUCUGCCCACUCUGCUGCCUCUGCUCCCUCUGCCCACUCCGCUGCCUCUGCUCCCUCUGCCCACUCCGCUGCCUCUGCUCCCUCUGCCCACUCUGCUGCCUCUGCUCCCUCUGCCCACUCCGCUGCCUCUGCUCCCUCUGCCCACUCUGCUGCCUCUGCUCCCUCUGCCCACUCCGCUGCCUCUGCUCCCUCUGCCCACUCUGCUGCCUCUGCUCCCUCUGCCCACUCCGCUGCCUCUGCUCCCUCUGCCCACUCUGCUGCCUCUGCUCCCUCUGCCCACUCCGCUGCCUCUGCUCCCUCUGCCCACUCUGCUGCCUCUGCUCCCUCUGCCCACUCCGCUGCCUCUGCUCCCUCUGCCCACUCUGCUGCCUCUGCUCCCUCUGCUCACUCCGCUGCCUCUGCUCCCUCUGCCCACUCUGCUGCCUCUGCUCCCUCUGCCCACUCCGCUGCCUCUGCUCCCUCUGCCCACUCUGCUGCCUCUGCUCCCUCUGCCCACUCUGCUGCCUCUGCUCCCUCUGCCCACUCCGCUGCCUCUGCUCCCUCUGCCCACUCUGCUGCCUCUGCUCCCUCUGCCCACUCUGCUGCCUCUGCUCCCUCUGCCCACUCUGCUGCCUCUGCUCCCUCUGCCCACUCCGCUGCCUCUGCUCCCUCUGCCCACUCUGCUGCCUCUGCUCCCUCUGCCCACUCCGCUGCCUCUGCUCCCUCUGCCCACUCCGCUGCCUCUGCUCCCUCUGCCCACUCCGCUGCCUCUGCUCCCUCUGCCCACUCUGCUCCCUCUGCCCACUCCGCUGCCUCUGCUCCCUCUGCCCACUCUGCUGCCUCUGCUCCCUCUGCCCACUCCGCUGCCUCUGCUCCCUCUGCCCACUCUGCUGCCUCUGCUCCCUCUGCCCACUCCGCUGCCUCUGCUCCCUCUGCCCACUCUGCUGCCUCUGCUCCCUCUGCCCACUCCGCUGCCUCUGCUCCCUCUGCCCACUCUGCUGCCUCUGCUCCCUCUGCCCACUCCGCUGCCUCUGCUCCCUCUGCCCACUCCGCUGCCUCUGCUCCCUCUGCCCACUCUGCUGCCUCUGCUCCCUCUGCCCACUCCGCUGCCUCUGCUCCCUCUGCCCACUCUGCUGCCUCUGCUCCCUCUGCCCACUCUGCUGCCUCUGCUCCCUCUGCCCACUCCGCUGCCUCUGCUCCCUCUGCCCACUCCGCUGCCUCUGCUCCCUCUGCCCACUCUGCUGCCUCUGCUCCCUCUGCCCACUCCGCUGCCUCUGCUCCCUCUGCCCACUCCGCUGCCUCUGCUCCCUCUGCCCACUCUGCUGCCUCUGCUCCCUCUGCCCACUCCGCUGCCUCUGCUCCCUCUGCCCACUCUGCUGCCUCUGCUGCCUCUGCUGCCUCUGCUGCCUCUGCUGCCUCUGCUGCCUCUGCUCCCUCUGCCCACUCCGCUGCCUCUUCUCCCUCUGCCCACUCCGCUGCCUCUGCUCCCUCUGCCCACUCUGCUGCCUCUGCUCCCUCUGCCCACUCUGCUGCCUCUGCUCCCUCUGCCCACUCCGCUGCCUCUGCUCCCUCUGCCCACUCUGCUGCCUCUGCUCCCUCUGCCCACUCCGCUGCCUCUGCUCCCUCUGCCCACUCUGCUGCCUCUGCUCCCUCUGCCCACUCCGCUGCCUCUGCUCCCUCUGCCUACUCUGCUGCCUCUGCUCCCUCUGCCCACUCCGCUGCCUCUGCUCCCUCUGCCCACUCUGCUGCCUCUGCUCCCUCUGCCCACUCCGCUGCCUCUGCUCCCUCUGCCCACUCUGCUGCCUCUGCUCCCUCUGCCCACUCUGCUGCCUCUGCUCCCUCUGCCCACUCUGCUGCCUCUGCUCCCUAUGCCCACUCCGCUGCCUCUGCUCCCUCUGCCCACUCUGCUGCCUCUGCUCCCUCUGCCCACUCCGCUGCCUCUGCUCCCUCUGCCCACUCUGCUGCCUCUGCUCCCUCUGCCCACUCCUCUGCCUCUGCUCCCUCUGCCCACUCUGCUGCCUCUGCUCCCUCUGCCCACUCCGCUGCCUCUGCUCCCUCUGCCCACUCUGCUGCCUCUGCUCCCUCUGCCCACUCCGCUGCCUCUGCUCCCUCUGCCCACUCCGCUGCCUCUGCUCCCUCUGCCCACUCUGCUCCCUCUACCCACUCUGCUGCCUCUGCUCCCUCUGCCCACUCUGCUGCCUCUGCUCCCUCUGCCCACUCCGCUGCCUCUGCUCCCUCUGCCCACUCUGCUGCCUCUGCUCCCUCUGCCCACUCCGCUGCCUCUGCUCCCUCUGCCCACUCUGCUGCCUCUGCUCCCUCUGCCCACUCCGCUGCCUCUGCUCCCUCUGCCCACUCUGCUGCCUCUGCUCCCUCUGCCCACUCCGCUGCCUCUGCUCCCUCUGCCCACUCUGCUGCCUCUGCUCCCUCUGCCCACUCCGCUGCCUCUGCUCCCUCUGCCCACUCUGCUGCCUCUGCUCCCUCUGCCCACUCCGCUGCCUCUGCUCCCUCUGCCCACUCUGCUGCCUCUGCUCCCUCUGCCCACUCCGCUGCCUCUGCUCCCUCUGCCCACUCUGCUGCCUCUGCUCCCUCUGCCCACUCCGCUGCCUCUGCUCCCUCUGCCCACUCCGCUGCCUCUGCUCCCUCUGCCCACUCCGCUCCCUCUGCUCCCUCUGCCCACUCCGCUGCCUCUGCUCCCUCUGCCCACUCCGCUGCCUCUGCUCCCUCUGCCCACUCCGCUGCCUCUGCUCCCUCUGCCCACUCUGCUGCCUCUGCUCCCUCUGCCCACUCCGCUGCCUCUGCUCCCUCUGCCCACUCCGCUGCCUCUGCUCCCUCUGCCCACUCUGCUGCCUCUGCUCCCUCUGCCCACUCUGCUGCCUCUGCUCCCUCUGCCCACUCUGCUGCCUCUGCUCCCUCUGCCCACUCCGCUGCCUCUGCUCCCUCUGCCCACUCUGCUGCCUCUGCUCCCUCUGCCCACUCCGCUGCCUCUGCUCCCUCUGCCCAAUCUGCUGCCUCUGCUCCCUCUGCCCACUCUGCUGCCUCUGCUCCCUCUGCCCACUCCGCUGCCUCUGCUCCCUCUGCCCACUCCGCUGCCUCUGCUCCCUCUGCCCACUCUGCUGCCUCUGCUCCCUCUGCCCACUCUGCUGCCUCUGCUCCCUCUGCCCACUCCGCUGCCUCUGCUCCCUCUGCCCACUCUGCUGCCUCUGCUCCCUCUGCCGACUCCGCUGCCUCUGCUCCCUCUGCCCACUCUGCUGCCUCUGCUCCCUCUGCCCACUCCGCUGCCUCUGCUCCCUCUGCCCACUCUGCUGCCUCUGCUCCCUCUGCCCACUCCGCUGCCUCUGCUCCCUCUGCCCACUCCGCUGCCUCUGCUCCCUCUGCCCACUCUGCUGCCUCUGCUCCCUCUGCCCACUCCGCUGCCUCUGCUCCCUCUGCCCACUCCGCUGCCUCUGCUCCCUCUGCCCACUCUGCUGCCUCUGCUCCCUCUGCCCACUCCGCUGCCUCUGCUCCCUCUGCCCACUCUGCUGCCUCUGCUCCCUCUGCCCACUCCGCUGCCUCUGCUCCCUCUGCCCACUCUGCUGCCUCUGCUCCCUCUGCCCACUCCGCUGCCUCUGCUCCCUCUGCCCACUCUGCUGCCUCUGCUCCCUCUGCCCACUCCGCUGCCUCUGCUCCCUCUGCCCACUCUGCUGCCUCUGCUCCCUCUGCCCACUCUGCUGCCUCUGCUCCCUCUGCCCACUCCGCUGCCUCUGCUCCCUCUGCCCACUCUGCUGCCUCUGCUCCCUCUGCCCACUCUGCUGCCUCUGCUCCCUCUGCCCACUCUGCUGCCUCUGCUCCCUCUGCCCACUCCGCUGCCUCUGCUCCCUCUGCCCACUCUGCUGCCUCUGCUCCCUCUGCCCACUCCGCUGCCUCUGCUCCCUCUGCCCACUCCGCUGCCUCUGCUCCCUCUGCCCACUCCGCUGCCUCUGCUCCCUCUGCCCACUCUGCUCCCUCUGCCCACUCCGCUGCCUCUGCUCCCUCUGCCCACUCUGCUGCCUCUGCUCCCUCUGCCCACUCCGCUGCCUCUGCUCCCUCUGCCCACUCUGCUGCCUCUGCUCCCUCUGCCCACUCCGCUGCCUCUGCUCCCUCUGCCCACUCUGCUGCCUCUGCUCCCUCUGCCCACUCCGCUGCCUCUGCUCCCUCUGCCCACUCCGCUGCCUCUGCUCCCUCUGCCCACUCUGCUGCCUCUGCUCCCUCUGCCCACUCCGCUGCCUCUGCUCCCUCUGCCCACUCUGCUGCCUCUGCUCCCUCUGCCCACUCUGCUGCCUCUGCUCCCUCUGCCCACUCCGCUGCCUCUGCUCCCUCUGCCCACUCCGCUGCCUCUGCUCCCUCUGCCCACUCUGCUGCCUCUGCUCCCUCUGCCCACUCCGCUGCCUCUGCUCCCUCUGCCCACUCCGCUGCCUCUGCUCCCUCUGCCCACUCUGCUGCCUCUGCUCCCUCUGCCCACUCCGCUGCCUCUGCUCCCUCUGCCCACUCCGCUGCCUCUGCUCCCUCUGCCCACUCUGCUGCCUCUGCUCCCUCUGCCCACUCCGCUGCCUCUGCUCCCUCUGCCCACUCUGCUGCCUCUGCUCCCUCUGCCCACUCCGCUGCCUCUGCUCCCUCUGCCCACUCUGCUGCCUCUGCUCCCUCUGCCCACUCCGCUGCCUCUGCUCCCUCUGCCCACUCUGCUGCCUCUGCUCCCUCUGCCCACUCCGCUGCCUCUGCUCCCUCUGCUGCCUCUGCUGCCUCUGCUCCCUCUGCCCACUCCGCUGCCUCUGCUCCCUCUGCCCACUCCGCUGCCUCUGCUCCCUCUGCCCACUCUGCUGCCUCUGCUCCCUCUGCCCACUCUGCUGCCUCUGCUCCCUCUGCCCACUCCGCUGCCUCUGCUCCCUCUGCCCACUCUGCUGCCUCUGCUCCCUCUGCCCACUCCGCUGCCUCUGCUCCCUCUGCCCACUCUGCUGCCUCUGCUCCCUCUGCCCACUCCGCUGCCUCUGCUCCCUCUGCCCACUCUGCUGCCUCUGCUCCCUCUGCCCACUCCGCUGCCUCUGCUCCCUCUGCCCACUCUGCUGCCUCUGCUGCCUCUGCUGCCUCUGCUGCCUCUGCUGCCUCUGCUGCCUCUGCUGCCUCUGAUGCCUCUGCUCCCUUUGCCCACUCCGCUGCCUCUGCUCCCUCUGCCCACUCUGCUGCCUCUGCUCCCUCUGCCCACUCCGCUGCCUCUGCUCCCUCUGCCCACUCUGCUGCCUCUGCUCCCUCUGCCCACUCCGCUGCCUCUGCUCCCUCUGCCCACUCUGCUGCCUCUGCUCCCUCUGCCCACUCCGCUGCCUCUGCUCCCUCUGCCCACUCCGCUGCCUCUGCUCCCUCUGCCCACUCCGCUCCCUCUGCUCCCUCUGCCCACUCCGCUGCCUCUGCUCCCUCUGCCCACUCUGCUGCCUCUGCUCCCUCUGCCCACUCCGCUGCCUCUGCUCCCUCUGCCCACUCCGCUGCCUCUGCUCCCUCUGCCCACUCCGCUGCCUCUGCUCCCUCUGCCCACUCUGCUGCCUCUGCUCCCUCUGCCCACUCUGCUGCCUCUGCUCCCUCUGCCCACUCCGCUGCCUCUGCUCCCUCUGCCCACUCCGCUGCCUCUGCUCCCUCUGCCCACUCUGCUGCCUCUGCUCCCUCUGCCCACUCCGCUGCCUCUGCUCCCUCUGCCCACUCUGCUGCCUCUGCUCCCUCUGCCCACUCCGCUGCCUCUGCUCCCUCUGCCCACUCUGCUGCCUCUGCUCCCUCUGCCCACUCUGCUGCCUCUGCUCCCUCUGCCCACUCCGCUGCCUCUGCUCCCUCUGCCCACUCCGCUGCCUCUGCUCCCUCUGCCCACUCUGCUGCCUCUGCUCCCUCUGCCCACUCCGCUGCCUCUGCUCCCUCUGCCCACUCCGCUGCCUCUGCUCCCUCUGCCCACUCUGCUGCCUCUGCUCCCUCUGCCCACUCCGCUGCCUCUGCUCCCUCUGCCCACUCCGCUGCCUCUGCUCCCUCUGCCCACUCCGCUGCCUCUGCUCCCUCUGCCCACUCUGCUGCCUCUGCUCCCUCUGCCCACUCCGCUGCCUCUGCUCCCUCUGCCCACUCCGCUGCCUCUGCUCCCUCUGCCCACUCUGCUGCCUCUGCUCCCUCUGCCCACUCUGCUGCCUCUGCUCCCUCUGCCCACUCUGCUGCCUCUGCUCCCUCUGCCCACUCCGCUGCCUCUGCUCCCUCUGCCCACUCUGCUGCCUCUGCUCCCUCUGCCCACUCCGCUGCCUCUGCUCCCUCUGCCCACUCUGCUGCCUCUGCUGCCUCUGCUGCCUCUGCUGCCUCUGCUGCCUCUGCUGCCUCUGCUGCCUCUGCUGCCUCUGCUGCCUCUGCUGCCUCUGCUGCCUCUGCUGCCUCUGCUCCCUUUGCCCACUCCGCUGCCUCUGCUCCCUCUGCCCACUCUGCUGCCUCUGCUCCCUCUGCCCACUCCGCUGCCUCUGCUCCCUCUGCCCACUCUGCUGCCUCUGCUCCCUCUGCCCACUCUGCUGCCUCUGCUCCCUCUGCCCACUCUGCUGCCUCUGCUCCCUAUGCCCACUCCGCUGCCUGUGCUCCCUCUGCCCACUCUGCUGCCUCUGCUCCCUCUGCCCACUCCGCUGCCUCUGCUCCCUCUGCCCACUCUGCUGCCUCUGCUCCCUCUGCCCACUCCGCUGCCUCUGCUCCCUCUGCCCACUCUGCUGCCUCUGCUCCCUCUGCCCACUCCGCUGCCUCUGCUCCCUCUGCCCACUCUGCUGCCUCUGCUCCCUCUGCCCACUCCGCUGCCUCUGCUCCCUCUGCCCACUCCGCUGCCUCUGCUCCCUCUGCCCACUCUGCUCCCUCUGCCCACUCUGCUGCCUCUGCUCCCUCUGCCCACUCUGCUGCCUCUGCUCCCUCUGCCCACUCUGCUGCCUCUGCUCCCUCUGCCCACUCUGCUGCCUCUGCUCCCUCUGCCCACUCCGCUGCCUCUGCUCCCUCUGCCCACUCCGCUGCCUCUGCUCCCUCUGCCCACUCCGCUGCCUCUGCUCCCUCUGCCCACUCUGCUGCCUCUGCUCCCUCUGCCCACUCUGCUGCCUCUGCUCCCUCUGCCCACUCCGCUGCCUCUGCUCCCUCUGCCCACUCCGCUGCCUCUGCUCCCUCUGCCCACUCUGCUGCCUCUGCUCCCUCUGCCCACUCCGCUGCCUCUGCUCCCUCUGCCCACUCUGCUGCCUCUGCUCCCUCUGCCCACUCCGCUGCCUCUGCUCCCUCUGCCCACUCCGCUGCCUCUGCUCCCUCUGCCCACUCUGCUGCCUCUGCUCCCUCUGCCCACUCCGCUGCCUCUGCUCCCUCUGCCCACUCUGCUGCCUCUGCUCCCUCUGCCCACUCUGCUGCCUCUGCUCCCUCUGCCCACUCCGCUGCCUCUGCUCCCUCUGCCCACUCCGCUGCCUCUGCUCCCUCUGCCCACUCUGCUGCCUCUGCUCCCUCUGCCCACUCCGCUGCCUCUGCUCCCUCUGCCCACUCCGCUGCCUCUGCUCCCUCUGCCCACUCUGCUGCCUCUGCUCCCUCUGCCCACUCUGCUGCCUCUGCUCCCUCUGCCCACUCUGCUGCCUCUGCUCCCUCUGCCCACUCCGCUGCCUCUGCUCCCUCUGCCCACUCUGCUGCCUCUGCUCCCUCUGCCCACUCCGCUGCCUCUGCUCCCUCUGCCCACUCUGCUGCCUCUGCUCCCUCUGCCCACUCUGCUGCCUCUGCUCCCUCUGCCCACUCCGCUGCCUCUGCUCCCUCUGCCCACUCUGCUGCCUCUGCUCCCUCUGCCCACUCCGCUGCCUCUGCUCCCUCUGCCCACUCCGCUGCCUCUACUCCCUCUGCCCACUCUGCUCCCUCUGCCCACUCCGCUGCCUCUGCUCCCUCUGCCCACUCUGCUGCCUCUGCUCCCUCUGCCCACUCUGCUGCCUCUGCUCCCUCUGCCCACUCUGCUGCCUCUGCUCCCUCUGCCCACUCUGCUGCCUCUGCUCCCUCUGCCCACUCCGCUGCCUCUGCUCCCUCUGCCCACUCUGCUGCCUCUGCUCCCUCUGCCCACUCUGCUGCCUCUGCUCCCUCUGCCCACUCCGCUGCCUCUGCUCCCUCUGCCCACUCUGCUGCCUCUGCUCCCUCUGCCCACUCCGCUGCCUCUGCUCCCUCUGCCCACUCUGCUGCCUCUGCUCCCUCUGCCCACUCCGCUGCCUCUGCUCCCUCUGCCCACUCCGCUGCCUCUGCUCCCUCUGCCCACUCCGCUGCCUCUGCUCCCUCUGCCCACUCUGCUCCCUCUGCCCACUCCGCUGCCUCUGCUCCCUCUGCCCACUCUGCUGCCUCUGCUCCCUCUGCCCACUCCGCUGCCUCUGCUCCCUCUGCCCACUCUGCUGCCUCUGCUCCCUCUGCCCACUCUGCUGCCUCUGCUCCCUCUGCCCACUCCGCUGCCUCUGCUCCCUCUGCCCACUCUGCUGCCUCUGCUCCCUCUGCCCACUCCGCUGCCUCUGCUCCCUCUGCCCACUCCGCUGCCUCUGCUCCCUCUGCCCACUCUGCUCCCUCUGCCCACUCUGCUGCCUCUGCUCCCUCUGCCCACUCUGCUGCCUCUGCUCCCUCUGCCCACUCUGCUGCCUCUGCUCCCUCUGUCCACUCUGCUGCCUCUGCUCCCUCUGCCCACUCCGCUGCCUCUGCUCCCUCUGCCCACUCCGCUGCCUCUGCUCCCUCUGCCCACUCCGCUGCCUCUGCUCCCUCUGCCCACUCUGCUGCCUCUGCUCCCUCUGCCCACUCUGCUGCCUCUGCUCCCUCUGCCCACUCCGCUGCCUCUGCUCCCUCUGCCCACUCUGCUGCCUCUGCUCCCUCUGCCCACUCCGCUGCCUCUGCUCCCUCUGCCCACUCUGCUGCCUCUGCUCCCUCUGCCCACUCCGCUGCCUCUGCUCCCUCUGCCCACUCUGCUGCCUCUGCUCCCUCUGCCCACUCCGCUGCCUCUGCUCCCUCUGCCCACUCUGCUGCCUCUGCUGCCUCUGCUGCCUCUGCUGCCUCUGCUGCCUCUGCUGCCUCUGCUGCCUCUGCUGCCUCUGCUCCCUUUGCCCACUCUGCUGCCUCUGCUCCCUCUGCCCACUCUGCUGCCUCUGCUCCCUCUGCCCACUCCGCUGCCUCUGCUCCCUCUGCCCACUCUGCUGCCUCUGCUCCCUCUGCCCACUCCGCUGCCUCUGCUCCCUCUGCCCACUCUGCUGCCUCUGCUCCCUCUGCCCACUCCGCUGCCUCUGCUCCCUCUGCCCACUCCGCUGCCUCUGCUCCCUCUGCCCACUCCGCUCCCUCUGCUCCCUCUGCCCACUCCGCUGCCUCUGCUCCCUCUGCCCACUCUGCUGCCUCUGCUCCCUCUGCCCACUCCGCUGCCUCUGCUCCCUCUGCCCACUCCGCUGCCUCUGCUCCCUCUGCCCACUCCGCUGCCUCUGCUCCUCUGCCCACUCCGCUGCCUCUGCUCCCUCUGCCCACUCCGCUGCCUCUGCUCCCUCUGCCCACUCCGCUGCCUCUGCUCCCUCUGCCCACUCCGCUGCCUCUGCUCCCUCUGCCCACUCCGCUGCCUCUGCUCCCUCUGCCCACUCUGCUGCCUCUGCUCCCUCUGCCCACUCCGCUGCCUCUGCUCCCUCUGCCCACUCUGCUGCCUCUGCUGCCUCUGCUGCCUCUGCUGCCUCUGCUGCCUCUGCUGCCUCUGCUCCCUCUGCCCACUCCGCUGCCUCUGCUCCCUCUGCCCACUCUGCUGCCUCUGCUCCCUCUGCCCACUCCGCUGCCUCUGCUCCCUCUGCCCACUCUGCUGCCUCUGCUCCCUCUGCCCACUCCGCUGCCUCUGCUCCCUCUGCCCACUCUGCUGCCUCUGCUCCCUCUGCCCACUCCGCUGCCUCUGCUCCCUCUGCCCACUCCGCUGCCUCUGCUCCCUCUGCCCACUCCGCUCCCUCUGCUCCCUCUGCCCACUCCGCUGCCUCUGCUCCCUCUGCCCACUCCGCUGCCUCUGCUCCCUCUGCCCACUCCGCUGCCUCUGCUCCCUCUGCCCACUCCGCUGCCUCUGCUCCCUCUGCCCACUCCGCUGCCUCUGCUCCCUCUGCCCACUCCGCUGCCUCUGCUCCCUCUGCCCACUCCGCUGCCUCUGCUCCCUCUGCCCACUCCGCUGCCUCUGCUCCCUCUGCCCACUCCGCUGCCUCUGCUCCCUCUGCCCACUCCGCUGCCUCUGCUCCCUCUGCCCACUCCGCUGCCUCUGCUCCCUCUGCCCACUCCGCUGCCUCUGCUCCCUCUGCCCACUCCGCUGCCUCUGCUCCCUCUGCCCACUCCGCUGCCUCUGCUCCCUCUGCCCACUCCGCUGCCUCUGCUCCCUCUGCCCACUCCGCUCCCUCCGUGCAGCUUCUCCUCAUUUCCCUCCUUUCCGCCCCUGCAUCCCCUCCUUUCCGCCCCUGCAUCCCCUCCUUUCCGCCCCUGCAUCCCCUCCUUUCCGCCCCUGCAUCCCCUCCUUUCCGCCCCUGCAUCCCCUCCUUUCCGCCCCUGCAUCCCCUCCUUUCCGCCCCUGCAUCCCCUCCUUUCCGCCCCUGCAUCCCCUCCUUUCCGCCCCUGCAUCCCCUCCUUUCCGCCCCUGCAUCCCCUCCUUUCCGCCCCUGCAUCCCCUCCUUUCCGCCCCUGCAUCCCCUCCUUUCCGCCCCUGCAUCCCCUCCUUUCCGCCCCUGCAUCCCCUCCUUUCCGCCCCUGCAUCCCCUCCUUUCCGCCCCUGCAUCCCCUCCUUUCCGCCCCUGCAUCCCCUCCUUUCCGCCCCUGCAUCCCCUCCUUUCCGCCCCUGCAUCCCCUCCUUUCCGCCCCUGCAUCCCCUCCUUUCCGCCCCUGCAUCCCCUCCUUUCCGCCCCUGCAUCCCCUCCUUUCCGCCCCUGCAUCCCCUCCUUUCCGCCCCUGCAUCCCCUCCUUUCCGCCCCUGCAUCCCCUCCUUUCCGCCCCUGCAUCCCCUCCUUUCCCUCCCUGCAUCCCCUCCUGUUCCCCUCCCACAGCAUCCCCUCAUUUCCCCCCCUGCAUUCCCUCCUUUCCCUCCCUGACUCCCCCCCUCUGCUGGCCCCUUUUCCUCUCCAUCCCCUCUCCUACCUUCACUCUCCUUCCGUGCCCAAUCUCAUCCCUCACUCGUCCAUUUUCCUCCCUUCCCUCUCCUCCCCCGUCCAAUCUCCUCCCUUCCCUCUCCUCCUCGUCAAUUCUCUUCUUCUAG
This is a messenger RNA of Closterium sp. Naga37s-1, 14295 nucleotides long. The record is from the annotation of a GenBank genome assembly. Lineage: Eukaryota; Viridiplantae; Streptophyta; Zygnematophyceae; Desmidiales; Closteriaceae.